Messenger RNA from Cladophialophora psammophila CBS 110553, 1272 nucleotides. RefSeq lists its product as uncharacterized. The coding region runs from base 1 to 1272 and encodes 423 amino acids. The record is from RefSeq and is a predicted model, not a curated record. The transcript has 3 exons. Lineage: Eukaryota; Fungi; Ascomycota; Eurotiomycetes; Chaetothyriales; Herpotrichiellaceae.
AUGAGCAGCUUUCAAAAUAUCGAGAAGCCGUCCUUGGUAUGGCACUGGAGGUCCUGGGACGACAUCAAAGCAGCCUCAAUGUUCACGCUGGGCAAUUAUGUCAACAUUAUCCUUCUGGCCAUCUUCCUUAUCUUGGCCAUCAACCAAGUGAGACUCAAGAAUCAAGCUGCCAAGAAGGUCGGUUUCGAGAGCCGCUAUCUCAAAGCCCCUGAGUUCCCUCCUAUAGAGGAGCAACCAGACUUUGACUGGGCAGCAACAGAACCUCUCCGCUUCCGGCCCUUCAAGCCCAAAUACCAUUUGACCAUGGCCGAAUCUGACGAGUCAGCACUUGAAAACCUCGAUCCUUCGGAGUUACUAGUGAUGGACAGGAACUACGCAGACCGCAUCGCCUACCGCCGGAAAGUCAUGGCCGAGCAUGGCGAGCACGUCGUUGCCGUGAAUGACGAUUAUCGCAUCCGUCCCGCCGUCGUGGAACUCUACCAGUUCCUUCUCGGCACUUACCUACCGCUACGCUUUCCUAAGAUGUUUAAAUUACACGAAACCGAUUAUGAGGAGGGCAAGACGUUUAUGCUGGAGAAUCUGGUGACCAAGGCCCUAUUUCCCGCGAAACCCUCGCCUCGGACGUCGACAAAAAUGCUGUUAGAGACACUUGGUCGGACACUUGACGAAGACUUCCUCUUCCUCCUUCCCGAGGAAGAAGGAGACAAAAUCACGAAGAAGAAAGAAACCAAUAGCGAGAGCUCAGAAGGUGAUGCGAAGUACAUCCUCGAGGCCUACGUCUGCUGCUGCCCCAGCGGAUUCGACCCGCGUGAGAAACUCGGCAACAGGCUCGCCAAAAUCCACGGUCCGGUGCCCGGCUACCCUCAAAAACUGGAGGCAUCGAUGGACCGAUUCUUCUCCCGGCUCGAGGUAGGCAAGUAUGUGCGCCGCGUAAACUGGGCCGUCACCACGAACACCGAACUCUAUGCCGCUGGACCCGGCACCAACCACGCCCACGAAGGGGAUGAGGUCGAAGAACUCGAGGACGUCGAUGUGGACAAGACGUUCCUGAGGUGCGAAAGGCAGACGCUACACAGACUGCCGAAAAGUAAGGCGCUGGUGUUUGCCUUCAGGACAUAUUUGUACCCGAUUGCCCAGGUAAAGGAGGAGGGGAAGGGAGAAGAACUCGCACAGGCUAUUGAUGGGUUAAAGGAGGGCAGUGUGCCCGCAAUGCACUUUUACAAGAGGGGCGCGGUGUGGGGAGAGGCCGUCAAGAGGUACCUCAGAAGCUGA